Prunus armeniaca (apricot) is the source of this 1035-nucleotide messenger RNA. The record is from the annotation of a GenBank genome assembly. NCBI's taxonomy places the organism in Eukaryota, Viridiplantae, Streptophyta, Magnoliopsida, Rosales, Rosaceae.
AUGGAGGCAAAAAAUACAAACAGUUUGGAUUCAAAUCUGAUUCUUGGAGAGGAAAAGUCAGAUUAUCAAGCAAUUGGUAUAAUUGGUUGCCACAAUGAAAAUAUGCAUGAGCAACUCUUUUCUCAUUGCAAGGAGGUUUACUUGGUGACCGAAGCUGAGAAGCGAAGCUGGAAAAGCCUUCCAAGAGAGCAAUACCCAGAACCAUUGAUUUUCCAUGAUGGAAGAUUGGCCUUCAAGCCAACCCAACUUGCCACCUUGGCCAUGUUCAUGUACAUGCCACUAGGAAUUUGCCUGUGCAUCCUAAGAUUCCUUUCUGGCAUAUUUCUACCUCACAGCAUUUGCAGUCCAAUCUUGGCCUUCACAGGAACAAUAACCACAAUUUCAAAACCCAAGUCCUCUAUUUCCUCAACAAAUGGUGAAGGAGAAAAACAAAGAGGCAGACUCUAUGUUUGCAACCACAGAACCUUGCUUGAUCCUCUCUAUGUUCAAUUAGCCACCAACAAAUCUCUCACUGCUGUCACUUACAGUUUAAGCACAGUGAAUGAGAAAAUUUCUCCCAUGAAGACUGUCAGAUUAUCAAGAGACAGAGAGAGAGAUGGGAAAAAAAUGGAGAAGCUGUUGAGCCAAGGUGACCUAGUGGUUUGCCCAGAAGGAACCACAUGCAGAGAGCCUUAUCUGUUAAGGUUCAGUCCAUUGUUUGCUGAGCUCACAGAUAACAUUGUUCCUGUGGCCAUAGAUGUGAAAGUGAACAUGUUUUAUGGCACAAGUGCUAGUGGGUUCAAAUGUUUGGAUCCAGUUUUUCAUUUUAUGAACCCAAAUCCUGUUUAUAGCAUGAGGUUGCUUGAGAAUCUGCCAGGAUCAAACACAUGCAAGCUUGGUGGAAAAUCAAAGUUUGAAGUUGCCAAUUAUGUACAAAAUGAGAUUGGCAGGGCCUUAGAUUUUAGGUGCACCAGUCUCACAAGGAAAGACAAGUAUAUGGCAUUGGCGGGCAAUGAUGGGAGCUUGAAGGGCUCAAGGAACGCGACUCAUGCAUGA